This is a messenger RNA of Carcharodon carcharias (great white shark), 2505 nucleotides long. Its product is annotated as microsomal glutathione S-transferase 1-like. Bases 159 to 623 code for a protein of 154 amino acids. Gene Ontology annotation, cellular component: membrane; mitochondrion. The transcript has 4 exons. The record is from RefSeq and is a predicted model, not a curated record. Gene Ontology annotation, molecular function: glutathione transferase activity. Lineage: Eukaryota; Metazoa; Chordata; Chondrichthyes; Lamniformes; Lamnidae.
CACACACCAGCAGAGUGCAGUCCUCCAGUAUCCCACCGACCCAGCGGCUUGGACUUGCCCCGCCCCCUCGCAACAAAGUUACAAGCAGAGAGUUCAGGUAUUGGAGUAGCAGAGCCGGGUAAGCAGCAGCGCUCAGAGUGUUCAUUCCUGAUUUGGAAAUGCCCGAGUUGAUGAACAACGAGGUUUUCCUCGCCUAUUCCACCUACGGCACCAUCGUUCUGUUGAAAAUGUUGUUCAUGGGACCCCUGACAGGCUAUUUCAGGAUGACUCGUAAGGUGUUUGCCAAUCCUGAAGAUGCCAGGGCCCACGGUGCAAAGGAUGAAGAAGCCAAGAAAAAAUAUUUGCGGACUGAUCCCGAUAUUGAGCGUGUGAGAAGAUGUCAUCAGAAUGACCUGGAGAACAUAGUUCCAUUCAUGGGAAUCGGUCUGUUGUACACCCUCACUGGCCCUGACCUGAGUACAGCUUUACUGCACUUCAGAAUCUUUGCUGGCUCUAGGAUCUUCCACAGCAUCGCUUAUCUGGUUCCUCUUCCCCAGCCAUCUCGAGGUUUGAGUUGGAUGGUUGGUAUGGGAGUGACCUUUUCAAUGGCUUAUAGAGUGUUGAAGAUAGUAAUGCACCUUUGAGUGGAAGUAACAGUUAGUAACACAGCAUUCUAUUUGGCAAACCUUCUUUGUUCAUUCUGCUCUUAUUCUUUUGAUGUGUAACCUCACUAAUCAUGUUGAAGUAAAGAAAAUAUAAAAUUUGUUUUUAAUUGUUGAAAAUGAAGGGGUGAGGGAAGUAAAAGCAAAAAACAAACUCUCCAAAUUAGGUUUAAUUUUAUGUGCGUGUGUGGGAACAGCCAGUGACAAAUGUUUGUCUUUUCAGUGGAAAAACUUGUUUGGGGACAGGUUUCAACCAGAACGAUUUGAAGAUUGUUAACCAAAUACAAAAGACCCCACAGGAAUUCAAAUAGUAGAAAAAAUCCAGCGCAAACUAACUUGAAUGUGAAGUACCCCUUUUUAUAUGUGUAGCAUUUUGCCUUCCUGUUCUUUAAAAGGGUUUUACUGUGCAAAUGUGUAACUGACAGCGCAGUUUUCGUGGUAGUGUGUUGAACCAGUUUUUAACCCUUGCCUGUUACUGCUCAGUACUUUACAGGGGAGGUGGCCAGAAGCAUUGACUGGCACCAAGAGAUGGCAGCUGAGGGAAUGAUCAUGGGUGUGGUGCUAGUCUGCAGGGGCUAGUCCUGAUGGUGUUGAUGGACAGCAGGAAGGGAGUGUCAAAAAACAUGUACAGGACCUGGUGGAUGGAUAGGUAAUGACAGACAGGUGGCCAGGCUCUUGGCAAAGGUGUCAAAUAGCUUAGAUAUUUUUCAAUCUUGCUUUCACAGUUGUCAUUAUAUCUUAGAAACCAUCAGUUAGCAAAGCUUUAUGUCGUGAGUGCAGAGGUCUUAACUUUCAAGUUUAGUGGGUACAGAGGAGAUUGUUUUGAUCUGAUGCUUGGAGAGUAUGAAUUUCGGAUUAAAUAGGCCUGUUUGUAUAAUGUGACGCAACAAGUAUGAUCCCAAAAAUUGUGCUGUGGCUAGGCAGAGUUUUUUAAAAUGUAACAAAAAUCCUGCAUGAUGUUGUUUUAAAAAAACUGUUAUACUCACAUACAUGUUGCUGCUGGUCUGUUCACACUUUGCAUUCAAAUGAAAUCUAUUUCAUCUCUUAAAUUUAUGCAUCGCUAAUAAAUAAAUAUGUACAGUGCACUAAAUCUUCACGUUUCUUAUGGGUGCAUGACGAUUACAAGAUAAUAGCUGGUCAAAAUGUUUAAAGCAUUGUAGUAAGUAUGGGAGUUUGAGGGUUUCCAUGGUAAAAUCCUGUUCGUGAAGCUGUUGUCACAGGUUCAUCUAAUAUGUAUCUGAACCCAAUGGUCUUGAUGAAUGGAGAGAGAUCCCGCUAAGAAAAGUGUUCUGUAUCUGCUACUAGUCGGUGGAUUUACACAGUGUAGUUCAGGCCAACCAGAUGAUUCCAGCAUCUGCUGUGCUUUUAGCUGGGGCUGGUUACCUACACUUGGCUUUAACCACACUCUUUUCCUGCCCCUUCCUCCAUCAUAACCCCAUAGGGAAUGAAAGAUGGGGUGAGGAUUCCUGGUGCUGCUUACCUCUGUUAGGAGUGCAUGCAUGCAAAUGUUGGACAAGGACAGGAUUGAAUGUAAUGUCCCUACUGUUGUACUGCUUACUCAUGGGACUAAUGGCCCACUUGUGCCAGCAAGACAACAUCAUUGAUACAAUCCCCCUGCAGGAUGGCAAGGAAUAAAAACAAAUGCACUUAAAACAUCUGUUCAGUUAUAAUUGACCAAUUUUGUUUCAGGUCAAAGCUUGUUUAUUGAUUUUUGGGUUGGUAAUGAGUUCUGCUAAUUUUAAUAGCUACUUGCAUUUUUUUGCUUUAGAGGGGAAUGCAUAUUUUGUACUUCUCUCAAUUUUUCUUCCAGAAAUACAUCUCUCAAUGUAUUCCACUUUUUGUAUUAAUAAACACCUGAAGCAAA